Molecule: messenger RNA, 2116 nt
Organism: Lutra lutra (Eurasian river otter)
Lineage: Eukaryota; Metazoa; Chordata; Mammalia; Carnivora; Mustelidae
Gene: UNC93A
Product: unc-93 homolog A
Exons: 8
Coding region: 260-1630 (456 amino acids)
Source: RefSeq, a predicted model, not a curated record
CUGAUCUCUGCGCUGCUCAGAAGUGGUUAUUGCAGCUCACGAGAUGACGAGUGACUAACACCCCCCACGGCGCUCCCCGGCCUCUGCAAUAACUAAGUCCAUUGACUCACCAGGACCUCGCUGACCUGCACACCUCGCUCAGAGGACAGAGAGAGGGAACGGGACUUCUGGUACAGACGGCGUCCCUGCGCUCCGGCCGGUGUCUUUCAGGGACGACGCGUGUGGUGCCCACGGAUGGUUGACACCGUGAAUCCGCACGAUGGAAAGAAGCCUGAGGAAUGUCCUCGUGGUGUCUUUCGGGUUUCUGCUUCUCUUCACAGCCUACGGAGGCCUGCAGAGCCUGCAGAGCAGCCUAUACAGCGAGGAAGGCCUGGGCGUGACGGCACUCAGCACGCUGUACGGCGGGGUGCUCCUGUCCUCCAUGUUCCUCCCGCCGCUCCUGAUUAAGAAGUUUGGCUGCAAGUGGACCAUCGUCCUCUCCAUGUGCUGCUACGUGGCCUUCUCCCUGGGCAACUUCUACGCCAGCUGGUACACCUUGAUUCCCACCUCCAUAGUGCUAGGUCUCGGAGCAGCCCCGCUGUGGUCCGCCCAGUGCACGUACCUCACCAUCAUGGGAAACACGCAAGCAGAGAAGGUGGGAAAAGUUGGCCGAGACGUGGUGAACCAGUAUUUCGGCAUCUUCUUUUUCAUAUUCCAGUCGUCCAGCGUGUGGGGCAACCUGAUCUCAUCGCUGGUGUUUGGCCAGACGCCCACGCAAGAGGCCAUCCCUGAGGAGCAGCUCCUGUUCUGUGGGGCCAGUGACUGCCUGAUGGCCACGGCGUCCACCAACAGCACGCAGCGUCCCUCGCAGACCCUCAUCUACACGCUGCUUGGUAUCUACACAGGCAGCGGUGUCCUGGCGGUCCUGCUCAUAGCCGUGUUCCUCGAACCCAUCAAGGACGCUCAGCAGGAAGGUGAAGGAGAGAAGAAAUUACCUUUUUGGUUCACCCUCCUGUCGACCUUCAGGCUUCUUCGAGACAAGCGCCUUCGUCUGCUGGUGCUGCUGCCGGUGUACAGCGGGUUCGAGCAAGCCUUCCUCGCGGGCGACUACACCAGGUCCUACACCACCUGCGCCCUCGGGAUCCAGUUUGUCGGGUACGUGAUGAUCUGCUUCUCGGCCACCAACGCACUGUGCUCCGUGCUGUACGGAAGGCUCUCCCAGCACACAGGCAGGAUCACGCUCUACGCGCUGGGUGCAGUGACCCACCUGUCCUGCAUUGUCGCCCUCUUGCUCUGGAGACCUGACCCCCGCCAACUGGCCGUGUUCUUCGUCUUUUCUGGGCUUUGGGGCGUGGCCGACGCCGUCUGGCAGACACAGAACAAUGUGCUUUACGGUGUGCUGUUCGAGAAGGACAAGGAGGCCGCCUUCUCGAACUACCGCCUAUGGGAGGCCCUGGGCUUCACCGUCGCGUUUGGGUACAGCACGUUCCUGUGUGUCAACGUCAAGCUCUACAUCCUCCUGGGCGUCCUGAGCCUGGCCAUGGUGGCGUACGGGACGGUGGAGCAUCUGGAGGCCCAGAGCCUGGCCAGGCCAGCUGCCACAGAACAGAAAAAGCCAGCAGAGGAGGCGGUUAUGGAGACGGCCAUGUGAUGGGGACGCACGCCCGCGUGCCUCUGGGCUUCUAGAUGAUUCUUCCCAGCGGCGUCAGCGGUUUCCAGCCGUCCUGAGCACAACACAUAGUUACCUGCUUCUGUAUGGUUUUUUUCUCUUCUGACAAGUUUGCAGCCCACCGUGUCUCCGGUGGGGAUGGAGAGUGUGCACGUAGGAAUCCUUCAACGCCAGACGCAAGGGAGACGUCGUCGGCCAGCGGCACCAGGCUUGGGUAGAUAGAGCCCCCAGCUCCCACCUGCUGUUGUGCCCACGGGCGCUGCUGUCCCUAAAAAUCGGAAGGAUGUGACGACAGUGCGUGUGACGCUAUAGUCGUACCCACGGGUAACCCGAAGCGCAGGCAAGUCCGCAGACACCCCCAGGGUCAGUGAGCGACAUAGCCAGACGAGAGUUACUGUCCCUCCAAGUUUACAGACUGUGAGUUUCUAAAUAAAUGCAGUACAGACGUGUCUCCCACUCAGGUGCUUC